Panicum virgatum (switchgrass) is the source of this 968-nucleotide messenger RNA. Its product is annotated as pectinesterase inhibitor 28-like. Gene Ontology annotation, molecular function: enzyme inhibitor activity. Bases 123 to 791 code for a protein of 222 amino acids. The transcript has a single exon. The record is from RefSeq and is a predicted model, not a curated record. Lineage: Eukaryota; Viridiplantae; Streptophyta; Magnoliopsida; Poales; Poaceae.
CGUCGUCCAACACAAGCAACGAGCUCAACAUCUAUCCUCGCACUAGAGCAAAACAGAAGCUCAUCUCUAUCUCUUGCUUGCUUCACACAAUAUAAUAACAAAGAUCAUCUAGCUAGCUAGCAAUGACUCCCAUGGCGACCACCACCAAGUCCAAGAAUGCCCUGGUGCUCCUCUUCCUGGCUCUCCUCCCGCUCGCCACACUCUCCUCCCGCGCCGGCGGCCCGUCCAAGCACAAAAGCCAUGGCCCUGCUAAGCACCCAUCAUCGCCUCCUCCUCCUUCAUCUCCACCCUCAUCACCACCGGCACCAGCCGCCGCGCUGGUGCGCUCCACCUGCAACUCGACGGCAUACUACGACCUGUGCGUGUCCACACUGAGCAACGACCCGUCCAGCGCCACGGCGGCCGACGUGCGGGACCUCUCGGCCAUCGCCGUCUCGGCCGCCGCCGCCAACGCCUCGGGCGGCGCGGCCACGGCCUCCGCUCUGGCUGCCAACGUCUCCAACGCCACGGCGGGGCAGCAGGCGGCGCUGCUCCGCACCUGCGCCGCCAAGUACGGCCAGGCCCGGGACGCGCUGUGGGCGGCGAGGGGCUCCAUCGCGAGGCAGGACUACGACUCCGCGUCGGUGCAGGUGAGCGCCGCCGCGGAGUACCCGCAGGUGUGCAGGGUGCUGUUCCAGCGGCAGAGGCCCGGCGCCUACCCGCCGGAGCUGGCGGCCAGGGAGGCGGCGCUCCGGCAGCUUUGCACCGUCGCGCUAGACAUCAUCACGCUCCUCUCCAACAGCAGCACCUAGAAGAUCAUCCAUUAUUCCCAUGCAUGCAUAUUUAUCCUGUCCAUCAUGUUAAGUAGUGAUACCUUAAUUAUUAUAUUAUUACUUGAUUCCUUCAUGUACAAGAUCCCGACACAUGUAAUUAAUGACACACGCAUGUUUACGAUUUGGUCUUACAUAUAAGACGUUUAUUUGGGACAA